This is a messenger RNA of Xenia sp. Carnegie-2017, 1146 nucleotides long. RefSeq lists its product as uncharacterized. Lineage: Eukaryota; Metazoa; Cnidaria; Anthozoa; Malacalcyonacea; Xeniidae. The transcript is spliced from 3 exons. Gene Ontology annotation, cellular component: GET complex. Gene Ontology annotation, biological process: tail-anchored membrane protein insertion into ER membrane. The coding region runs from base 66 to 914 and encodes 282 amino acids. The record is from RefSeq and is a predicted model, not a curated record.
CUCAUAUUGUACCUAUAGUGCACAUCGCAAUACAUCAGUACAUCGCUCAAAGUGCUCAUUACAAGAUGGAUGCCACUACUCGAAGCAUUGAGUUGACUAGAAGACGCGAACUUCGUCGACGAAAGAUUUUACAAAAUGCGGACGAAAGACUUAAAAAACUUACUGGCUUUUUAAAAGAAAACGUAUCUCACAGUGAAGAUGCUUGUGAUAAAACUAGUGACUGCUCAUCAGAGAAUAUCGGGAAUUCGAAAAUGGACGACAGUGCUCUGGAAGUCGAUCUAACCAUUGGAGUUAAGGAAAGUGCACCUCAACAAUCUGAAUCACUUCAUGAAGUUGAUGGGGUCUAUCAAAAUGAGAAUUUUCCCAAAUAUUUUUUGCAUAAAAACAAAGAAAGUGAGAAACAUCGUAAUGAAAAUAAGACAAACAAAGAAAUCUUAGCUAAUAAAUGCUCUUCAAAUUCUAUCAUGAAUUACCAAGAUAAUAAUCAUGUUGUAAAUGAAACAAGAAACUUGCAGAAAGAAAAUGAAUCUUCCAAAGAAAUUCAUUAUGAAACUUCAAACUUGCGGAGUUUUGUCGUUAUUAUAUUUGCUAUGUUAUGUUUAACAGUUCAAUCUUCUCUUUUUGUCGUAGCUGAGAUGCUAUACAUUCAUAAAGGAUUCUUUAGAAAGGAGUUUUCAUUUUUUGGACUGUUUUGCAUUUUGGAAAUAUGUUUGUCUUUAACGUCACUGCGAAAGGUCAUGCCAGGAAAGCAUAUUAAAAUCUGGUUGCUAGGAUUGCAGUUGGCUGGAGUUUCAUCCAAAGUUCUGGAAGUCUGCAAAAGACUCAUGUUAGGAACUCUCGAAUUUCUUACGGACCUUGCAAUGUUUCUUUUUACUUUGAUAACUGUUGCUAGCUUUUAUAAAGAAAAAGGGUGAAAUGUUUGUAAUUCCGGUAUGUCAAUAUGUGAUUGGCAAGAAGGCAGUUAUGAAAAAUAUGUCAACAUUAUCAUUGUCAUCAUCAUCAUUUGUGUUUAGUCUUACUAUGACUAUAUUGCCAUAAAAUAGUUUUGCAUUUCAUUUGUAUUAUUAGGGAAGUAAAAUUGUACUUAAUACAAAAUUAUAUGAAGUAGAAAUUGUUAAUAACAAAUCUUAAAAUGUUUUACUACAA